UGUAUUUUGAUUUGCUGGUUGAAUGUAGCCACGAUAGGCUAUCCAGGGAUAUAUUAUGAAUAUACUCUCUCUCUCUCUCUUUUUCAUUGGAACAUCUCUUUCAUCCGCCUUCCGAACUUCCCCCCCAGGCUCGCGCUGCUGCAGCAUCCCCAUCUCGGCCUGGUGGACUCCAUGGGCGAACUCUUCCUGUCGUUGCACGGCCACCGUUGGCCCGACUUGGAGCGCGCGCUGUGCCACGAGAACUACUGGGCGAAACAUCCGCCCCCGCCGGCGCUCGGCCCGGGCGAGGUCGGCGGAGGCGGUCGGCCGAAACAGCGCCGGUGGCCGCGUCCGCGGUGGCGCUUUCCGGGGCAACCGCCCCGGCUCCAGAGAGAGGCCGGAGAGGGAGAGAGGAAGGCUCCGCGGGAGAUGGCGGAGGCACCCUCCAUUUUGCAUUUCAAUGGCAAUGGCAAGCGCGUGCUGUUCUGGUGUAUUCGAGCUUUUCAGCAAACGGGCAUCCUCUCAGGCAAGGAUGGACAGGGGUCGCAAUGCACCUUCUACAAUGAAGACGUCGGUCUCUGGCGACGGUAUACGGCCAGGCGCCCAGGCGGUCUCCGAAAAAGAUGCUUGAGCGGCCGCUCGAGUGCGCCGCGCCUUUGGCGGGCUUUGGCGGAAAAGCCGGCGGGGUUCGCGGGUCACGUUAAUUGGUCUCCCGUGACUCAACAUCCUGGGAGUCAAAGACAUUCAAAUAAAACCAAUGGUCUCGAAGUUCGAGACCUGAUUUCAGGUUUUUUCUCUCAUUCAGGGAACAUGAUGUGAACCGCUCCUUUUCCCCCCAGCCCUCACCCGAAACGAACGACGCUGAAUUGUUUGACCCCGUCGAACGACGUCGACGCUGAAGUUCCGACCCGCUCGGAGCAUGCUAUCUGAAGUGCUUCGGGGAUCCUGAGAUGGUGUCCUUUGAUGGUGCGAGCCGUGCGUUUCCUUUCUAUGCUGCACACGGUUCAGCACUCUAGGCUAGCGAAUCCAGCGAUGAGUAGGCCUAAGGACAUAUGGCUUGAGAUGAUAGAUUGAUUGGCAUCCUUAGUCAAUCUUGGUUCUGCGGCUCUCUGGCCUGUGAGGCGGGCGCAUAAGUGCUCGCUGCGAGCUGCGGUCCUUCCGCUGCCACUGCUAUUGCCUGGAUCGCAACCAGAAG
Molecule: messenger RNA, 1174 nt
Organism: Durusdinium trenchii
Lineage: Eukaryota; Dinophyceae; Suessiales; Symbiodiniaceae
Source: the annotation of a GenBank genome assembly